Messenger RNA from Encephalitozoon hellem ATCC 50504, 927 nucleotides. Its product is annotated as serine/threonine kinase. Gene Ontology annotation, biological process: positive regulation of transcription by RNA polymerase II; protein phosphorylation. Gene Ontology annotation, cellular component: transcription factor TFIIK complex; cytoplasm; nucleus. NCBI's taxonomy places the organism in Eukaryota, Fungi, Microsporidia, Unikaryonidae. The record is from RefSeq and is a predicted model, not a curated record. Gene Ontology annotation, molecular function: ATP binding; RNA polymerase II CTD heptapeptide repeat kinase activity; cyclin-dependent protein serine/threonine kinase activity. The transcript has a single exon. The coding region runs from base 1 to 927 and encodes 308 amino acids.
AUGAAAACGUAUAUUAAGGAAAAGAGGCUGGGAGAGGGGACGUAUGCAGUAAUAUACCUUGGAUAUAGGGCACUGCCUCAAGAUAAGCCUUUUGUGAGCUCAGGAACCAGGAUAGAAGAUACCCCGGUGGCCAUAAAGAGAAUAAAGCUGACAAAGUAUGCACAGGGGCACGAGAUAAGUGCAAUAAGAGAGAUCAAGGCUUUGAAAAGAAUAAGUAGUAAAUAUGUUGUUAAGCUGUUGGAUACCUUUAUAUAUGACAAAUGCGUUCACAUAGUUCUAGAGUAUGUUGAGACCAAUCUUGAGAAUGUGAUAAGGAAUGCCGAUAAAAUUAUCAUGCCUGGAGAUACAAAAGCAUGGAUGUUGAUGAUAUUGAAGGGAGUUUAUGAAUGCCAUAGGCUGUUUAUAAUCCAUAGGGAUAUUAAGCCGAACAAUAUACUUAUUACAGCUGAGGGAGUAGUAAAGCUAGCUGAUUUUGGACUUACCAGGGGGAUAGGAAACAAAAUGACACCUCAGGCGAUAACUAGAUGGUACAGAGCACCAGAGGUUCUCAUGGGGUCGAGAGACUAUGGGAGCCCUGCCGAUAUGUGGUCUGUAGGGUGUGUAUUUGCAGAGUUGCUUUUAAGGGUUCCUUUAUUUGCAGGGGACACCGACAUUCAUCAGUUGGACAUGAUUUUUAGAGCUCUUGGGACUCCUACGGAAAAAGAGUGGCCAGGGGUGUCUACCCUGCCCAGGUUUCUUGAAUUUCAGCAAUAUGCCAAGACAUCCUUGGGUUCUCUGUUUUCGGCGGUGUCAUCUGAUGCGCUAGACCUGCUAGAAAAGCUCCUUAUCCUAAAUCCAUGCAAUAGAAUCAAUUGUGACGAUGCCAUAAAGCAUCCCUAUUUUAAAUCGCUGCCUCUACCUACGCCUAUAGGCAAAUUGCCUGUAUGA